AUGUCAUCACACACUCCUGCUGAGGACCUCUUACCUGCUUGGAUUUCCCCACUCACCACCCAAGAUCUGCAUCAGCGACCAUUUUCUACUUCAAACUCAACCCGGUCAAGAGAUGAGUGUGAACUUAAGAUUUUGGAGAUCGCGCGCGGACUCCAAGAGACUAACAAAGACUUUCCGUCGGAAGCAAUAACGACAUCUCGACUUGAAGAGCGUAUUGGCGGCGCUGAAGCUAAAGCUGCCAUUGUCGAGGCCAAGACCAAAUCGUGGGAAGAAACAGUGUCCCGCCUCAAGGAACAUUACAUCAGGACAGAGAAUUCUAGUUCCUCACGGGCUACUCGUGGUCUUUGGAAAGAACUCACGAGCUUCCACGUGGAACACAGCGCCCUCAGGCGACAAAUAAGCAGCCUAGAGGCUCGCCUUCAUAUCCUCGAGGAGACUUGCGGCGACAACCGUCUUUCGGCCAAAAAGGAUUACACACAAACUACGCCCAGAAAGAACGGAGGUGUUGAUUUGUCUGCCAAUCAGCCCGACCCACAGCCUCGGCCACUUGCUGGGAGUACAAUGGCUUCUGGCAAAAGCGGCAGACAGCUAUAA
Messenger RNA from Pyricularia grisea, 594 nucleotides. RefSeq lists its product as uncharacterized. The transcript has 2 exons. Lineage: Eukaryota; Fungi; Ascomycota; Sordariomycetes; Magnaporthales; Pyriculariaceae. The record is from RefSeq and is a predicted model, not a curated record. The coding region runs from base 1 to 594 and encodes 197 amino acids.